Messenger RNA from Corvus hawaiiensis (hawaiian crow), 6144 nucleotides. It is a transcript of the gene PHF20, whose product is annotated as PHD finger protein 20. The coding region runs from base 346 to 3552 and encodes 1068 amino acids. Gene Ontology annotation, cellular component: MLL1 complex; NSL complex. Gene Ontology annotation, biological process: regulation of transcription by RNA polymerase II. The record is from RefSeq and is a predicted model, not a curated record. Lineage: Eukaryota; Metazoa; Chordata; Aves; Passeriformes; Corvidae. The transcript has 22 exons.
GCUGCGGUCGGUGCGUGGGGCUCGGCGCGCCGCGGGCCCGGGCGGGGCGGCUCCGUUCUAACCCUUUUUCCCGUACAGAUCCCUCGGUAGAUUUCUUCUAGGAGUCAGAAGUCCUAAGUCCAGUUACUGCUGCAGAUACGCAACACUGUUUGGAAUGUUUACAGCAACAUAAACAAGUUCCUUGGUGUGUGGUUUCAGCACAGCAUGGCUGUGGUCAUCCACUUGCAAGGUGUUCUGAUUGCGGUGGGGACCAUGGACUUCUCUGGACUGACCAUUCCCGAUGGGGGCGUGCAAAUUGUAGGGGGUGAACUGGGGGAAUAAAAUCAGCAGUGUUGAUAUUACAAAAUGACAAAACAUCCUCCGAAUAGAAGAGGGAUCAACUUUGAGGUGGGAGCCCAGUUGGAAGCCCGUGACAGAUUAAAAAACUGGUAUCCAGCACACAUUGAAGAAAUUGAUUAUGAGGAGGGGAAAGUACUUAUCCAUUUCAAACGCUGGAACCAUAGAUACGAUGAAUGGUUUUGUUGGGACAGUCCUUAUUUGCGUCCCUUAGAGAAAAUACAGUUAAGAAAAGAAGGAUUACAUGAGGAAGAAGGCUGUGCAGGAUUUCAUAUCAAUGAUCAGGUAUUGGCAUGCUGGUCUGACUGUCGCUUCUAUCCAGCCAAAGUUACUUCUGUUAACAAAGAUGGUACAUACACUGUGAAAUUUUAUGAUGGUGUAAUUCAGACAGUCAAAAACAUUCAUGUCAAAGCUUUUUCCAAAGAUCAGAAUAUUGUGGGUGAUGCUAAGCCUAAGGAAAGAGGUAAUGAAAUUCCGUCAUCUCCUGAAAACUGGGAGAAAUUUAAAGAGCAGAGGAAAGCAACAGGUAAUGCAAAGAAAGACGAAGAUGAAAAGACAUUAAAGACUGAGAAACGAGUUAAACAACCCGAUAAAGAGGGAAAAUUUAUAGUCAUCUCAGAAAAAGGCAAGAUCUCAGAAAAGAAUAUAUCUAAGAAUGGAAAAGAAGAUAAAGAGAAUAUAUCAGAGAAUGAUAUGGAAUAUUCAGUAGAUACACAAAUUGAGAAGAAGCCUGAGAAUGACAAUGUAAAGAGUCCACCGGAAAAUGCGAAAGAAACUAAGCGAAAGCGUGGCCGACCACCAGUAACACCUCCCACGGAGCCAAGUUCUCAGACACUGCAGCCCAUAACUUUAGAGUUAAGACGUCGGAAAAUACCUAAAGGAUGUGAUGUUCCAUUGAAGCGUCCCAGGAUUGAAAAAAACUUGUCUCAGGAAAAAUUUAAGAACUCUUCAGAUAAUACUGAGAGAGACCAGAUCAGGAGGCGUUCUUCAAGACUCUCAUCCAGUAUUAGCCAUGAGAUUUUAAAUACAGAUCUUGUCACAACUUCCACGGAAAUUCAACCUUGGAAAGAUGCAGUAUCUAACCAAAAUGAAUCUGAGAAGGUCCAGUUAGAAAUUCCUGUUGAAUCUGACCAAAGUUUCAGUGAACAAGGAUCACCUGGAAACACGUCGCAUAGCACAGCACUCAGUACAGAUGCCAGUUUGCAGGAAGAAAAAGCUGAAGACAUUGGGUCUUCCUCUGUCACUGUCAGAACUCAAGAACCUUCUGCUGCUACAGUAACAAAACCUUGUAGGAGAACAGAUUUUCUUGCAUCAAAAAAGGUUGCAACUGUUGACCAAGAUCACAAGUUUAGAUGCAAGUUCUUGGACUGUUCAAAAUCCUUCCGCAAAGCCAAGUUAUUGCAUUAUCACAUGAAAUACUUUCAUGGAGUGGAGAAGGCUGCAGAAUCACAGCAGAACCCUGUAAAAAGAAAUAUUCGAACCAGAGCUUCUCUGGCUUCUGAAAAAGCUAAUCAAGAAAGGUCAAAAAGAGGACGGACCGCAGCUGGUUCACUGUAUGCUCCUCUACACAUAGCCCUCAGGAGUACCCCAUGUAGAGAUGAAAAAGUAGAAAAGAGAAGAACUUCAACUCCUGUAAGUGCAUUAAAUAGUCACCGACAUUCUAUUAGAGACCAAACCAGGAACCACAUAGCAAGAGCACUGCGGAGGCCUCGGGAAAGAGAAAGAGUUCAACAUGCUGUUAAAGGACAUGAGAAGAACAAAGAAAGAAAAUCCAAAGACUAUGGAAGAUCCAAGUCAAAGAAAAAGAAAAAAAAGAAAAAGAGGUCUAAGCCUGGGUGUUCUGGCACUGGGGAGAACACAGAUGUCUCACAAGAGCUUUCACUUGAAAAACCAGUUGUCACAAAAUCUAUUUCUUCAAAUAAAUCAUCUGCCCACCCAAGCACACUGCUGCACUGCGCUGAUUCCGGACAGCACAAGGGAAAAUCAAAAGUAAAUGGAUUUUAUAUAAAUCCUUCUUGUACAGAGGAUGACACCCUGAGUGAGUCAUCUAUGGAUAGCUUGCUUUGGAGUGAUGAUGACUGCAGUCAGGAUGUUGAUGUAACCACCAACCCUGAUGAAGAAGUUGAAGAAAGUGAUUUUGAGAUUGUUCGGUGUGUUUGUGAAGUAAAAGAAGAAAAUGACUUCAUGAUUCAGUGUGAAGAGUGUCUGUGCUGGCAGCAUGGAGUCUGUAUGGGCUUACUGGAAGAUAAUAUACCUGAGAAAUACACCUGCUAUAUUUGCCAAGAUCCUCCAGGUCAGAGGUCCAGCUUAAAGUACUGGUAUGAAAAGGAGUGGUUAAGUAAUGGUCACAUGCAUGGCUUAGCAUUUUUGGAAGAAAAUUAUUCCCACCAAAAUGCCAAGAAGAUAGUGGCCACCCACCAGCUGCUUGGUGAUGUACAGCGAGUGAUCGAAGUCCUGCACGGGCUGCAGCUGAAGAUGAGCAUAUUACAAAAUAAAGAACACCCUGACUUAAAGCUUUGGUGUCAUCCAUGGAAGCACAUCACGGUGGAUGAAAAAAUCCAUACAAAACACAUCAUUCACUUUGAGGAAAACUGUUGCAAAGAGGAGACAGCAAGUUACAGAACGUGGAAUGGGACAGUUGAGAAACCCUCAACAAUUCCUUCUGUGGAGGAAUCUUACAUUACGAGUGAACACUGCUACCAGAAGCCUCGGGCCUACUACCCUGCCAUAGAGCAGAGGCUGGUUGUGGAAACGAGAGGUUCAGCCAUGGAUGAUGGAGUAAAUAGAAUAAGGGAGAAUGGGGAUGAUACCCUGUCAGAGAGGUUUAGCUGGAAUCUGGACCAAGAAAUAUGCAAGAUGGAAAAUGAAUCCAAACACAAUUACUCUAAGGUGAGAGAAUCUGUCUCUAAGAAAGUCUCUCCAGAAGAAGCUAUUGAAAUGAAAUUGCUGGAAAAAGACAAAGAAGGAGUUGUGAACUCGCAGCUGCAGUGGCAGCUCAAUCUUUUAGCUCAUGUGGAAUCUCUGCAAGAUGAAGUUAUACACAGAAUGGAUUUCAUUGAGAAGGAGCUAGAUGUUCUGGAGAGUUGGCUGGAUUACACAGGAGAGCUGGAACCCCCAGAACCACUGGCUCGACUCCCCCAGCUCAAACAUUGUAUAAAGCAGCUGAUAACGGACCUGGGCAAAGUGCAGCAGAUCGCGCUGUGCUGCUCCACGUGAGGCUGGAGAGCACUGCGCUGUCACUGCGCGCGAAGCUGGAGUGGCUGAUGGAGCAGCUCUGAAUCUGUAAAUUAAACUAGCAUGCUGAGUGCAUGGGAUGCAGAUUGACUUCAGGGACUUGUGAAGAAGUGUUGUUCAAAGAACAGCAAAAAGGUUAUUUUGGGUCUGUUAGACAAUUAUAAUGCUGUGGAAAAGGUCAUAUUCUUGUCUCCAGGAAUUGCCUGUUGGUUGAUAAGUUACACUCAAAUUUUCACUCCUUACAAGUUGCUCAUCAAAAUGGUAGACUUUUUCAUUAUUAAAUUGACUAAAAAUUGUGCCACUGAAGAACAGAGUUCUAAGAGCCAAAAAAGUUUGGUUGACAGGGGUUGUAAAUAACUUUGCAUAGUUUAAGUGACUCAUGUCAUGUUUUAUUCCUUCUGGUUUAUGCAUACUAGCACUCAGUAUUUAAUCAUUAGGAGAUGUUAUAACAGUUUCAGACUUAGUAAGUAUGAAUGUCCAGCUCUUGACUAUAAAGUGUUAAGUGGAGGUUUGUAAGUAACAGUGGCCUGACCCGCACUUCUGUUACAGUAAAUAAUGUAGCAGGAGGUCACAGGUGGAUUGCACUUAUUUUCAGAAUAAAUGAUUGUUUUCCAUAUUUAUCCUGUCACUGUCACAUGACUCGGUACUGGGGAAGCCCGUGAACAUGGUGUUUAUGUGCAUUCUCGAGCUCUUAAAUCCAGCCAUCCUGUGCCUCCUGCAGCAGUUGCUGGUGGGAUACCCUCAUUGCAGUAGUAUGGAAUGCCACCGGGAAAGGACUGGAGCCACGCUCUGAGUUCAGACUGCAGCAUGGUCUGUCAUGGAUGUGAUGUAUUUUUACCCAUUUGUUAAUAAUUGCCAUUCCGGUUAUAUUUGGAAAUGUAGACUUUUUUCAAUACUCUGGAUGUGUUCAUUGUAAAGACUUGCUAUGAAUGUGUGGUUUUGGGAAUCAGUUUAUUUUGUGUAAAUAAAGCCUCAAGAUCUAUGCAUGAGGUGCUGUCCUUGCAGACAGCGAGUGGGUUAUUAUCUUAAAUGGUCUGUGUUGACAAAGUCCGUUUUUAUACCUUAAGUUUUAAUUUUCAGUUUGUAUUUACUUUGCGAUAGGAAGGUGACAAGGCUGCUGAUGUUCAGUCACAUUAUACAGAACCUUUGGAACAUUGUGAGUAUUUGAGAGGUUCAGAGUCUUUCGGCUGCAGAUCACCACUCCUGAAAUAAUGGCUGCGACUUCAGUUUUCCUUCAGAGCUGUUGCUGAGUUCAGUUCCCUAUGGAAUAUAGUGAGCUGGUUUUGCAGUGAGAGGGUGUCCUUAAAAAGCUGGAUUCGUUACCUUAAUUUUAUUGUGUGCAAUGGUACUACCAAAGGAUAACAUUCAAGCAGAGUUGUAAUGGAAAGGCCCAUACCUGUACAAAUUAUUUAUUUGGAAUAUAGAUCUAUAAUGUGUUUAUUCUGCAAAGAAUAAUGUAAACCUGAAAUAUCCAAUAUUAUUGUAGGAGUUACAGUCUCUACAAAGUGAAUAUUUUAUUUCCUUCAGAAAACAAAAUAAUUAGGCUGCUCUAGGCAGUAACUAAGACUCUUAUGCCAAGAUUCAGUUCAGGGAAUAAUUUGUCUCAUGGUUUUGUAGUACUAAGUUGGUAUAUAGUGAAUACAAUGUACGUACAGCAGACGAACUUACUUUUCUGUGACACAAUUGGAAUAAAGCUUGCGUGGUAUUUUAAGGAUCACUUGGCUCUCUGAAGAUGAGACCAAUGCUUACACCUUGUCUCAUCCCUGUCAGGCACCUGAGUUUGUGUAGUUCUAGAGGAGGUGGUGGUGACCAGACAACCAGAAUAGCAUCAGAGCAGCCUCCCAGGCAACUGGUGAUUUUCAGGUGAAAUGGAGCAGGAAAAGUGUUCCCUAGUGGAAAGGUGUUCCCUGGCUACCAUCUCUAAAGCAGGACACGGCUGUGUGGGAACAGCUUAGUUGUGCUCCCAGUCUGAGGGCGUUCAAGCACUCAGUCCCUGGGCAGGCUUCUUGCUCCAAAGGGGGAUUUCUUCUCAAGCAAUGGCUUCUGUGUGCUCAUUGUGUGUUUUUACUUGUCAGUUUAUUUUUUGCUCAGGGCAGUACUGGAGGUUUGGAGGAAAAGGCAGUUCCCAUGGGUAGAUCGAGUGGCAGAUCCUGGAGGCUUGCUUCCCUUCAGUAGUGCUGGGGAAGCCCUUGCAGAUAAAGACUGAAAAUAUUUAUUUAAAAUAGAGUAGUACUUCUCAUGUUCAGGGAAGAUUCUUCAUUGUGCUCUGCCUGGAUUCAUUUCUGUCCCUGUGCUUGCAAGUUUCCUCAUUGUUAUUUUUAGUCUGGACCAACUGUUCAGGCUGGCAGGUCACUUUUUUGUUUCUUUAAAUCACUGGUAAGUGAAUGCAACGUGGAGCCUUGAUGAACUGAGCAAACAUUGCACUGUGGGUACACACGUGUUUGUCUUUGUUGAUGCACUAUUAGAACCAAGGGGCUGUACAUAGAAUUUUGUUUUGGAGCAAUAUUUGCAAAACUUGAAAACUUCUGUAUCUUGGUGUUUGGAAUAAAUAAAAAAUAGGUUUUUGUUGGUUAA